AUGGUGAACGUCUUUGCCGUUCAGGUCUUCUUCAUCGUCUUUCGCGAGUGCCUCGAGGCGGUGAUCAUCGUCUCAGUGCUGCUCUCCUUCCUCAAACAGAGUUUGGGCCAACCGCACCAGGACCAAGCAAUAUACAAACGACUUGUCCGCCAGGUAUGGUUCGGCUCGUUCCUGGGCAUCUUCAUCUGCUUCGUUAUUGGUGGUGCUUUCAUCGGUGUCUUCUAUGGACUAGGUCACGACAUCUGGGCCAAUGCAGAGAAUUUGUGGGAGGGCAUUUUCUACCUAAUCGCAACCAUAAUCAUCACAAUUAUGGGCUUGACUUUGCUACGUAUCAACAAGGCCAAAGAACAAUGGCGCAUCAAGAUCGCCAAGGCACUGGUCGAGAAGCACAAGGACAAGAAAAAAUCUAAGCUGCUUGGCGAUUGGGCCCGCCGCUACGCUAUGUUCCUCCUGCCAUUCAUUACCACCCUGCGUGAGGGCGUUGAGGCUGUAGUCUUUGUUGGCGGCGUCUCUCUCGGUUACCCAGCCACUGCUUUCCCCCUGCCUGUCGUGACAGGCAUUCUCACUGGGUUGGCAUGCGGCUACCUCAUCUACCGUGGCGGUAACGUCAUGUCCAUUCAGCUCUUUCUUAUUGCGUCAACGUGUGUGUUGUACCUGAUUGCCGCCGGAAUGUUCUCCAAGUCCGUCUGGGACAUACAAUACUACCGCUUCCAGCUGGCUGUUGGCUCCGACGUUGCCGAAGAAGGCAGUGGGCCAGGUUCAUACGAUAUUAGCGAGACAGUCUGGCAUGUUAACUGUUGCAACGCUGAGACCGACAACGGCUGGGACGUAUUCAAUGCUAUCCUCGGUUGGGAAAACACGGGCACCUACGGGUCUAUCAUUGCGUACAAUGUAUACUGGCUUUUCAUUAUGCUGACUGUUGGCUACAUGAUGUGGGAGGAACGUUCGGGAAAGCAAACACUACGAGAGCGCAUUCUCACGGUGCUAGCCAAGGUGCCUGGGCUCAAGGGCUAUGCUAGGGCAAAGCUCGAUGUCACCCAACAGAACCCUGAGGAUAUUGUGCGCCAGGUACACAGCGGGAUUUUCAAUGAUCCUGCGGUGGAACAAUCGGUGGAAAUGAAGUAA
This is a messenger RNA of Talaromyces atroroseus, 1125 nucleotides long. RefSeq lists its product as hypothetical. The transcript has a single exon. The record is from RefSeq and is a predicted model, not a curated record. Bases 1 to 1125 code for a protein of 374 amino acids. Lineage: Eukaryota; Fungi; Ascomycota; Eurotiomycetes; Eurotiales; Trichocomaceae. Gene Ontology annotation, molecular function: ferrous iron transmembrane transporter activity. Gene Ontology annotation, cellular component: plasma membrane; high-affinity iron permease complex. Gene Ontology annotation, biological process: iron ion transmembrane transport.